Molecule: messenger RNA, 330 nt
Organism: Diutina rugosa
Lineage: Eukaryota; Fungi; Ascomycota; Pichiomycetes; Serinales; Debaryomycetaceae
Gene: RPP2B
Product: ribosomal protein P2
Exons: 1
Coding region: 1-330 (109 amino acids)
Biological process (GO): cytoplasmic translational elongation
Cellular component (GO): ribosome; cytosolic large ribosomal subunit
Molecular function (GO): structural constituent of ribosome
Source: RefSeq, a predicted model, not a curated record
AUGAAGUACUUGGCCGCUUACUUGUUGCUCGUUCAAGGUGGUAACACCGCCCCCUCCGCCCAAGACAUCUCGGGUUUGUUGGAAUCUGUCGGCAUUGAAGUCGAACAAGACAGACUUUCGACCUUGUUGAAGGACUUGGAAGGCAAGGACAUCAACGAGUUGAUUGCCGAAGGUAACACCAAGUUGGCCUCGGUCCCCUCGGGUGGUGCUGCCGCUGCCACUGGUGGUGCCGCCGCCGCCGCUGGUGGUGAAGCCGCUGCCGCCGAAGAAAAGGAAGAAGAAGCCAAGGAAGAAUCCGACGACGACAUGGGUUUCGGCUUGUUCGACUAA